Messenger RNA from Trypanosoma cruzi, 340 nucleotides. RefSeq names its product tryparedoxin peroxidase, putative. Gene Ontology annotation, biological process: cell redox homeostasis; cellular response to stress; hydrogen peroxide catabolic process. The annotation marks the transcript as partial. Lineage: Eukaryota; Euglenozoa; Kinetoplastea; Trypanosomatida; Trypanosomatidae. The record is from RefSeq and is a predicted model, not a curated record. Gene Ontology annotation, cellular component: cytosol. Gene Ontology annotation, molecular function: thioredoxin peroxidase activity. The transcript has a single exon.
AUGUUUCGUCGUAUGGCCGUGACUUCGUUGCAGAAGGGUCUUUCACGCCGGGCUUUCUGCAACACCCUGCGACUUCUUAACCUGGACUACCAAGCAUAUAAGACUGCCACGGUGCGCGAGGCAGCACCUGAGUGGGCAGGAAAAGCUGUCGUGAAUGGAAAAAUCCAGGACAUCAGCUUGAAUGACUACAAGGGCAAGUAUGUUGUUCUUCUUUUUUAUCCUAUGGAUUUUACCUUUGUGUGCCCCACAGAAAUCACAGCCUUUUCAGAUGCUCAGGCAGAAUUUGAUAAGAUUAACACCCAGGUCGUGGCUGUAUCAUGCGACAGCCAAUAUUCACACC